AUGGAUUCAAUGCAAUCGAUUGAUAUAACUGAAGAAGAAAGUCAGACCGAAGGAAAGUUAUUAAAGAAAAUUGACUGGAAAAUUGUUCCUCUUAUAACCUUUCUUUAUAUGAUAAGUUAUCUAGAUAGUAUCGGAAAUGCAAAGCUAGAACGUUUGGAAAGCGAUCUUGGACUAAUAGACAAUCAAUAUAAUUGGUGGACAUAUACUUUUCGAAUUGCCAUCAAAUUUGAUAGCGUUUUUGAGGCAGGCCUAAUUCCUGGAACGAUAUAUUAUAUUUCAAUUUGGUAUAAACGAUCAGAACAAAAUAUUAGGAUGGGCGCAGUUCUUUCGGGUCCUACAUUUGCUGGUGCGUUAAGUGGAUUAUUAUCGUAUGCAAUUAUUAGUGUAUUAGAUAGUAAGGCUGGGCUGAGUGGUUGGCAAUGGAUAUUUUUAGUGUGUGGUCUAGUUACAAUUAUAGUAUCUAUUGUUGCAUUUUUUUUAAUUUCUGAUUCUGUGGAAGACGCCAAAUGGCUUAACAAAGAAGAUCGAAACCGUGUUAGUUCAAGAGUUGGACAUGACGAAUUAUUGUAUACUCUUUCUCAAUCUUCUGAGACAUCCGAUUCAAUAAGUAAAACACUUAUAUUAGAAUGUCUAAAAGAUUGGCGUAAUGUUGUUAUCUCGUUGAUGGUCGGCUCUGGUAGUAUUGGCGGUAUAAUCGCCACUCAAAUUUAUCGUUCAGUGGAUUAUCCCAAUUAUACUCUUGGGCACAUUAUUUCUUCAAUUUGUUUAUUUUUGGCUGUUUGUUUGAGCAUAACACAAUAUACAAUAUUAAAAUUGAAAAACAAGAACAUGAAAGAAAAAAGACGUAAAAUUAGAAGAGCUGUAUCGUGGAACAUUGACUGA
Molecule: messenger RNA, 882 nt
Organism: Cetraspora pellucida
Lineage: Eukaryota; Fungi; Glomeromycota; Glomeromycetes; Diversisporales; Gigasporaceae
Source: the annotation of a GenBank genome assembly